Messenger RNA from Ilex paraguariensis (yerba mate), 1005 nucleotides. NCBI's taxonomy places the organism in Eukaryota, Viridiplantae, Streptophyta, Magnoliopsida, Aquifoliales, Aquifoliaceae. The record is from the annotation of a GenBank genome assembly.
AUGGACCGCCUCUGUUUACUGUUGUUUUUUACUGCAUGUUUUCUUAGUACCCAUGCAGGUGUUCAAGGAAUUGGUGUGAACUACGGGCUGUUGGGGGAUAAUCUUCCACCACCAGGUCAAGUUAUAGCUCUCUUAAAAUCUAGAAACGUCCAGAAAAUUCGAAUUUUCGAUCCCAAUACCAAUGUCCUAAAGGCUCUAGAAGGUUCUGGUGUCGAAGUUGUCGUUGGAGUACGGAACGAAGACCUGCAACAGCUCGCGGCCGAUCCAUCCUUUGCAAAAAGUUGGGUUAGCACCAAUGUUGUCCCACACUCCUCUUCAGUGAAGUUCACAUACAUAUCGGCUGGCAAUGAAGUCAUUCCGGGGCCUUCAGCAACUUAUGUGCUUGGUGCCAUGCAAAACCUUGAUGCUGCAUUGCAAGCUGCCAACAUUGCCAUACCAGUUAGUACUGUAGUUUCCUUACAAGUGCUGGGAUCAUCAUAUCCUCCCUCUAGCGGAGCAUUUUCUGACAACACGACUAUGAGGCCAAUUGCAGCAUUUCUGGCAGCCAAAAAAAGCCCUCUUCUUGUCAAUGUGUAUCCUUACUUUGCAUACAUUGGCGAUCCGACCAACGUCCCAUUGGAUUAUGCGCUUUUACAGGGUACGGCUAAUGGUGUGGACGAUGGAACAAAUCACUAUACUACCCUGUUUGAUGCCAUGGUUGAUGCAACGUAUGCUGCACUAGAGAAGGUGGAUGGAUCUGCGGUUGAGGUGGUUGUGUCAGAGACUGGAUGGCCGAGUGCCGAAAAUGGUGACGUGGCAACCAUAAAUAACGCUCAAACGUAUGUCAAUAAUGUGAUAGCUCAUGUGUCAUCUGGACAGGGAACGCCAAAAAGGCGGGGCAAGGCUGUAGAAACCUUUUUGUUUGCACUAUUUAACGAGGAUCUCAAGCCUGCUGGUACUGAGCAGAACUUUGGGUUGUAUCACCCUGAUAUGACUGAGGUUUACCAUGUUAACUUCCCAGCCUAG